UCCAUGUCUUCAUCCAUUGUAUAUGUAGUGGUGGCGGGUAGUACAGCUGUCCAACCCCAAGUUUUAUUCUCAGCCUCAUCAAUCCUUUAUCAUGCUUCGUCCCACGUCGAUCUUCUCGGCCGUCCUCCUCCUCAUCUCGACACAGGUAUCAGCACAACUGGACCUGCAAGGCGCUGAUCCGAAAGACUCCGACGCCUGCCUCAGCCUAAGCUCCGUCAACGAGCUAGGUUUCCUAUCCAACGGCGUGGACCUAUGGAAAAGUCUCAAUAUCGAUAGCAUCCUCACGAAUUUUGUGUCUGGCGGUCUGUCACAGACGUGGGUAAAGGACUUCUACCUCAAUGAAGCUCUCACGCCCGACGAGGCUGCCAACGCCGGAAAUUUCGAUUGCACGACAGAGAACUCGACGUGUGUUCCCGUCUUCGGCAGCUGCGAUAGUUACCAGUCUGCACAGGCUAUGGCGGUAACAUUUGCGCUAGUCAAUGCGCAUCGCCUGUUGAGCAUUCAAAUCAAGUCGUAUGACGAGGCCGUCAACAUCUUCUCAGCGGAGUAUGUCUUUGAAUUCUCCUGUUGCGUUCCAAGCACAUUUUUGCAUAAGGAAUAGCCCACUCAUAUGUCCUUGUAGUGGUAACUCGGUCG
Messenger RNA from Mytilinidion resinicola, 636 nucleotides. RefSeq lists its product as uncharacterized. The transcript has a single exon. Bases 92 to 601 code for a protein of 169 amino acids. The record is from RefSeq and is a predicted model, not a curated record. NCBI's taxonomy places the organism in Eukaryota, Fungi, Ascomycota, Dothideomycetes, Mytilinidiales, Mytilinidiaceae.